AUGGGUCAUAACCUGAAGACAUUCAAAAGUGCAGAGUUCAUUGAUGACUCUGAUAGCUUGGAUGAUGAUGGCAGCAUCCUUGACAUCUCAUUGACAUCUUCCAAUUCCAAUAGCUCAGGGUCAUCGACAGCAUUUGUAUUUGACACAAGCAUUUUCAAUUUCAAUACUCAAGACAGUAUAGAUCAUGAACUAGAUGCCAUGGCUGCUCUGCCUCCAGCUGUAGAGCCUAUUCCAGUUGCAGAGCCUCUUCAAGCACCUAAAGUCAAGUCAAAAAAGAAAAAAUCUAAGCAACCUCGACCUGUGACUCCCCCUCCCAAUGAGCCAGAGGUUAUACCUGCUCAAGUGGCUCCACUGUGUAUCAAGGCAACAUACAGCAUCACAAUUCUGCCGCACAGUGAGCUCAAGAAAGGUGAUAUCAAGAAAUGUGUUGGCACAGCAACCAUUCUCAGCCUUUAUCUUGAUGAGCCUUUUGACACAUUCAAGGCACAAGUUCUUCAAAAGAUCAAAAAAGAGACCAAUCCAACCAUCUUGUCCUUUGAAAACUACAAGACUUUCUUUACCAUUGUUCACAUUGCUCCGCAGCCAACCUCACUUGCAGAUGAAGAUGAUUAUCAAGAGCUCAUCAAAUGUCUGCAGCAAAUGAGCACACCUGCUGCCACUAUUUAUAUCCAAGAGCUUUUGGCUGUGAAAAAGCACAAGGACUGGCCAUCAGACAAGGAGAACAAUAGAGAAAUAAAUGAGGAUAACAAUCAUAGCAGCUCAGAAUCAAGUGAUGACAGUAAGAAGAGGAACAAGAAGAAGAAGAAAACAAAGGCACCAAAGGCUGCUGACAUAGACAAAGAGAUGAAAUCAAUCAACAAGAACAUCAAGGCAUUAUUGGAUCGCAACAAUGGAUCUCAUGUCCAUCUGACAUUUCCCCUUCUCGAAUGCUGGGUAGCUGCAAUGGAAAAAGGGCCAGAGUAUGCCACUCUUGAGAUGCCUCCUAACCAUUCUUCCUUCGGCGUGAUUUCUUCCAACUCUCUUGGGUGGCCCUCACUUCUUUCUGUCUGCCACCAACAGCUUGAUGAACAAUCCAAGAAAGCCACUCAGGCUGAGGCUGUACCUGUCACACCAGCACCAGCACAAGCUAUGCCCAUUAUCAACAUCAAUUUUCCUCCUGAAAUGUUCCAAGCUAUAUGUGCAGCAUCUGACUCACAACCUGUCCAUCAUGCACCAGUCCCUGCCUUGCUUCUGCCUGCUGUAUUACCACCUGCUGUUCCAGCCUCUCUCAGCUCUUUGCUCUUGUCGACACAGCUUGCUUCCCUUGGACCAAGAAUGAACCUAACAGACUUUUGCUCUGCUUAUGAACUUUCACAAAUUCUUCAGUCAAAACUUUCCAAUCAUGGUUUCAUGUCAUCACAUGCCCUUCGUUAUGUCACUGUCGAUGAUUCGCAAAAGGUGGGCUUGCUUUGUGGAGAGCUUGCUGAGCUCAAGGAUGCAGUUGCCCAUUGGUGUGGUGAAUAG
This is a messenger RNA of Suillus subaureus, 1503 nucleotides long. RefSeq lists its product as uncharacterized. Lineage: Eukaryota; Fungi; Basidiomycota; Agaricomycetes; Boletales; Suillaceae. The transcript is spliced from 6 exons. The record is from RefSeq and is a predicted model, not a curated record. The coding region runs from base 1 to 1503 and encodes 500 amino acids.